UGUGUGUUUUUAAUGGACGAAUAGGAGAGCAAAAUUAAGAAAAAUAUUUCAAGUUGUAAAAUAUAAUUAAUUUAAUUGUAAAGAAUCAUACAAAUUUGCCAGAAGAAUACCUGCUGCGAAGUGUAAUUGAUUGAAUAAUAUAAAAUAAUUACAGUGAAAUUUGAGAGACUUGUGUAGAAGAAAAGACAAAUUACGAAUGUUGAAAGAAAAACAAAGAUACUACGAUUAAGAAAGAGAGAAAAUAUAGAAUUAGUUGUUGAAAGGAGAUUGAGAAGAUUAUUGCCCGCCACUGAACAUACCCAUCACAGUUUUUUUGCAUUGGCCUGUGUUUAUUUUUCAAUAAAAAAGGAAAAAUAUUGUAUAUCGUAUUCGUACGGCUUGUGACUCUUUUUAGGAAAAAUGACAUCAACACCACCAAAAAACAACUGCAAAUUAAAAUCAAGCCACAACAGCAGCGGUUCUCCAAGCAUUGAAAAGCUAUCUCCAGAUCAGGAUGUCUUCAUAAACCCAACUGAUGGCCUACCCAGCCAACAUCCCACUUUGCCCGAUGGUGAAGUUGACAGUAAUAGCGAGCCAGAAGUGGAUCCAGACUCGUUCGAUGAUUUACCGACUUCUAUUAUUGUGACGAACAUACAUUCAGAAGUAUUUUCCAAUCCUCAAUUGAAGCAGGAAAUGGAAGACCUGUUCCGUUCGUUUUGCGACUCGGCAACGUUUCAGUGGUUGCGAAGUUUUAGACGUUUACGUGUUAACUAUGAUAAUGCAGUGGCGGCUGCCAAUGCACGCAUUAAACUGCAUCAGUAUGAGUUCAACAAGAAGACAGUUAUUACAUGCUAUUUUGCCCAACCGGUAACACCCGUGUCAAACAAAAAUCUACAGCCUCCAGCUCCAGUGAAACAGUUCCUAAUAUCGCCUCCAGCCUCCCCACCAGCUGGCUGGGAACCGAGGGAAGAAAACGAGCCACUAGUGAACCAUGAUCUUCUGGCAGCUUUGGCCAGUCUCACGCCUGGGGAAUCUCAUGAGCUUCAUCCACAAAGUGAAGACCAGCCAGCAAUAGUGGUUCACACAGCAAUGUUGCCAGAAGCUGCUGUUGAAAGUGCAGUUCGUCCAAAGUUACCCAUUGUUCAAACCAAAUGUCCGGAAAGGGCGUAAAUAGAAAUAUCUAAAUGUACGAUUGUAUUGUAUUUUGAUCGACAAAGUGUGGGAGAGAGAGUGAGAGACAAGGAUUUUCGGUUGGUUCGUAUAUAGAAAACAUUCUUAGGGCAUUAUGUUGACUAUGCUAUGAGCUAUUUCUGGAUAUGGAGGUAAUUCCCACAUGUUCCAAGAGAAAAACUGUUCCACUUACUUGGCUAUUAGCAGAUGUUACCUUCUAGUUGAACAGUUCAUUCUUCUCGGAUCUUGCAUUGGAAUUGAACGGUAUGAGAGUAUGUAAGGCUGUUGUUUGUUUUAAAACUAAAGCUGUACACAAAUUAUUUGAGAAUUAUUAAAAAAAAAAAACAAACACACACAAAUAUCAAUAACCUUGAGCAUUUCCAAAAAAAAAAUCAUUACGAAUCGAAUUAGUUUGAGAAGCCUUUGUUUAAUUUGGUUAAAUAAUUUAUUUCGACAAAUUAUUGAUUACUUAUUGUGAUCCUUUUGUUUCGAUGUAGAUACUGAAAUUAUAAAAUAAAAGCAACAAGAGCUCAUAAUGGUUCGUGUAUAGUUUAAGUUAUUUAGUUAGUAAUUUAUUAUUGUACAAAUUCACACACACAUAUACACACUCAUAUACACUAAACGAAAAUGUGGCACAGAAAUAAAAUAAUACGCUGUGCUUUCCAAAGGAAUCAGAAGGAAAAAUUAGAGAAUUAUUAUAAAUUAUAAAAAAAAAAUUGAAAUCCAAAGAGUUAUUAUCUUCGACUUCCUUUGGAAUUUAGCCAAUAAUUUGCAAUUGAUUCUAAUUUUGCAUUGAUUGUUAUAAGAUUUUAAAUUAUUCAAAAUAAAAUAGAACUGUAUGUAUUAUCAUUAACAUAUGAACGAAUUAAUAAAGGCUCUGAUUCAAAAUAUAAAAGGAAA
Messenger RNA from Musca domestica (house fly), 2049 nucleotides. It is a transcript of the gene sra, whose product is annotated as protein sarah. The record is from RefSeq and is a predicted model, not a curated record. Gene Ontology annotation, cellular component: nucleus; cytoplasm. Gene Ontology annotation, molecular function: nucleic acid binding; calcium-dependent protein serine/threonine phosphatase regulator activity. The coding region runs from base 400 to 1149 and encodes 249 amino acids. Lineage: Eukaryota; Metazoa; Arthropoda; Insecta; Diptera; Muscidae. The transcript has 2 exons. Gene Ontology annotation, biological process: calcium-mediated signaling.